Xiphophorus maculatus (southern platyfish) is the source of this 3361-nucleotide messenger RNA. RefSeq names its product AKT1 substrate 1 (gene akt1s1). Gene Ontology annotation, cellular component: cytoplasm. The transcript is spliced from 6 exons. Gene Ontology annotation, biological process: negative regulation of protein kinase activity; neurotrophin TRK receptor signaling pathway; negative regulation of TOR signaling. The record is from RefSeq and is a predicted model, not a curated record. The coding region runs from base 412 to 1467 and encodes 351 amino acids. Lineage: Eukaryota; Metazoa; Chordata; Actinopteri; Cyprinodontiformes; Poeciliidae.
CUCCUAGCUUUCCUCCGCUGGUGUCGAGGCUAGCUGAGGGAGAGAAACCGUGGGAGAAGGGCAGAAAGCGUGGGGUAAAAACAUUCAUUAAACUCGGUUAACACCUGGCAGCGGUGAAGAAAGAAACUGAACAGGCAUCUUUUCCAUCUCUCCCUUGGCUCUCACCACCUCCCAGCUACCAUAUCUUUAAGUCACCGUGUGCCUCCAUACCUGAUUAGUUCGCUUUUUUAUCCUCAACCAAGCAGAAACACCAGCAAAGAAGCUUUAAGUAAAAUCAGACAGCAACCAAAGUCGGUAUUUCAUUCAGUUUGGCACCUCAGAUCAUUUCUAAUCAGUUUAAAAUCCGAAGUUCAUACUUGUUUUUCAGUGUUAGUCGGUUAUUUUGUCAGGCCAUUCUCUAGAAUCACCAUUAUGGCCUCUGUAACCCACUCCUCUGAGCCGGAGAUCCCAGACAACCACAAAGAGAGCUGGUUGGCUCUACUCUCCGCUGCGGAAGCCUAUUGCCAAAAGUCCGGCUGCGACCUGGCCAUCCUCACGGCCUGCAAGAAGUUCCGGUUGACGCCCAGUGAAGGUGAAGUCGGGAAGAAGCGGGAAAGCGGCGCCGGCUUUCCGAAGGAAUGCGAGUUCUCCUACAGCGUGUGGGGUCAGGGCUUCCUGGCCGAGUCGGCGCGCCGCUACGUGGACGACAUCGGUGUGCUGCACGCCACGUCCAUGCUGACGGCCCAGAAGCACACGCGGCAAAGCGCAGGAGAGCAAGGAGGCAAGCUGCUGGUUGAUUUGACCUCUGACACCGGAUACAGAGGGAGCUUCACAGGCGACGGCGUAGUGGGCGGAGUCAGCCCCAACAACAGACUGUACUCCCAGAGCUACCCGUCCAUCUACAGCCCGGACGGCACCAGCCAACAGGGCGUCGGGCAGAACGGCAACCGGGAGCGGGAGCGGAGCGCCACAGAGGUGGAGCGAGGGAGACAGAGAGCCGGGAUCGUAGACCUGGAGGAGGAAGGAGAAGAGGCGGAGGAAGAGGAGGAAGACAUGGAAGAGAGACGACCAUACGGCAAUGAAAGUGCAGGCGUUUUCUCCAUGGACGAGGACUCUCUUUCUCGUGACUGUGAGCCGUUCUUUGAGUCCGAUGGAGAGGAGGAAAGCACCGACGGCUCGCUGAGCGAGGACGCCCCGCCGCCGCCGCGCGGCCUGGCCGUGGGGCAGCACGCCUUCUCGUCGCGCCACGCCCACUCCACGGCGCUGGCGCGCUCGCUGCCCGUGUCCGUCCCCGUGUGGGGCUGCAAGAGCAGCAGAGCCGCUCAGGGAGACAGCGGCAGCGGAGAGCGGGCGGGCUGCGCCGACCUGGAGCACAUCGCCGCCAGCAUGAAGGCCCUGCUGGUCCCUGGCGCCACCGACGGGACGGAGAUGUUCGGCGCUCUGCCACGGCCGCGCCUCAACACGGGCGACUUCUCGCUCAAACACUGAGACGGCGAGCGGGAAAAAACAUGGCGGAGAGGAGAAAAAGAAAAACCUGGAAUGUGUGAAUCAGUGUCAAAGCUCAAAUCUGUUUAUUGUUUCACUCACUAAAAAACAAAAAUUAACUGCUUUACAGGGUCGUGAAGAAAUGUUACAAACACUAAUGACAUCUGCAACGCUAUUUCUCCCCAACGACGUCUCAGAGCGGCGCCGCGUUCGGACCGAGCGGCGCCGCGUUCGGACCGAGCGGCGCCGCGUUCGGACCGAGCGGCUAAACAGGAGGAGCCGAUUGUUUCCAUCUUGUGUUUUACAGCUUCUAUUUGGAUUUUUAGCAUCAGAGCCAGGCUACGAUUUAUUUAUUUUUCCUUUUAAAUGAUGGGAAUAUAGUCAUAAUAUUUAAGAAUAGAGUUGAAUAAAAUGGCAAUUUUAUGAGAAUUGUGACACAAAAAGUAACAAAAUUAAAAUGAGGAAUGCUGAGCAGAUGUGUAAAUAAUUCAUUUUUAACACAUCAGCAUUUAAAUUAUCAUCAGUAUCGGAACAAACGACUAUUUGGAUAUAAGAAUCACAUUAACUGAGUUACUCACACUAGAUCUUAACUCUAAAAGCUUCUUCCUUCUUAAUAAAACGACUUUUUCUUGUAUUUUGAAACAUCUUUCUGGUAAAAUAGAGUUUUUAUUCUGCUAAUCUUAUGAUUUAUUCUCAUAAUUAAGCAAAAAUUCUCGUAGCCUGUCCCUGAUAAUUCGUCAUACAACUCAGAAGGAAUCAGUAAAAUAAAAUCCACUUAGUUUAGAAACGAAAGCAACAAAAUGUUUCAUUUUUAGUAUUUACCGCCCAGCCCUACUCAGGAUUAUUCACAUCAGCGCUUUCUGACUCCCAGAUUUGCUCUGAAAUAAUCUGAAGUGAUUCUUCUUCUCUUAGAUUUACCUCAAACGAAUCAGUUAGUGGAGAUCAGGUGAAUUUUACCUCCAACACUAAAACUUCACUCAGAAAUUUGAAGUUGCUGCUUUUGCAUUCAUAUACAUGCUAACUUUUAACACAUUAGGUAACUGCUAAGCUUUAGCCACGUGCUAUGAUGGGUUUCUGAACACUAAGCAAGUAUUUAGGUGGUUUUUUCAGUAUUUUUCAAGCCUGGUUGAUUCAAAUGGUCUAAAAAAGUGGAAAAGCUGCUUCUGAUUCUGCAGAAACUUUAAUUUUAGAGCAGUUUUCUAAUGUCGGUACAAUCAGGGUGCAAUCUGGAAUGUUUUUGCAAGAUUUUGAAGAAGAAGAAUGCAGCCAACUGUGCAGUUUUAAGGUUUGCUGCCUAAUAAACCUAAAAAACAAAAUCAGGUCUGUUCUAACAUUUCUCUCACAAUGAUCUCAAAGUCCAGGCUUAUGCAACCCAUAAAGUUUAAUUUCACCUCAAAUUAAAGUUUUACUCCUAAUUUCAAUGUGUCUGUGUUGAAGAAAUGGGAACUUUACUUUGUAAUAAUUUGAAAAAAGUUCGGUUAAUUUGUCAUUAGACAAAUACGGAGACCAACUGGCUCACUGUCAUCGGUUUAUGUAACGGGGUAAAAAAAGAAACGGAUUUUAACACGAAGCUUGUUGAUUUUUUUUGUAAAUGUAAGCAGAGGACACCAGCACCUUCUCAUUACAUGCCUAUUUUUUUAUUUCAUCAAUGAAUGACUGAUUGAUGGGAUGAUUGUAAAUCAACUUCAUGUUCCAGGGGGAUGGUAAUGAUUUUUUUUCUUUUUCCCUAUUUGCUCUGGAUGUGUUGUUAAAAUGCCUGAAUGGAAGAGAAAGUGACUUUGUUUGUGAGAGAAAGGAAGAGAGAUGUGCUAAAAUGUUAACAUCUCGGAUAUUUCAAACAUAAAUGUUCCGUUAAAUCCUUUUAUGUUUCAAAUAAAGGAGCAACACCAAGAAUAAA